UCGAAAGAUCAAGUUGCGAGGGAUAUCAUCGAGCACGAGGUCAGCCACGAUGCCUCCAAAACAGUCUGCAGCAGCUUCUGGCUCACAGAAGUUGACCCCGCAAGAGGUCCCCGCCGCAUUUCAACGAUAUCGAACGGAAUUGCAGAACCUCGCUCAAAAGAUUGGCGAGCUGGAAUCAGAGUUGGAGGAGCAUGCUCUGGUCCUUUCCACUCUUCAACCACUGGUCAAAACGGCCCCUACACGCUCGUGUUAUCGAUUGAUCGGAGGUGUAUUGGUCGAGCGAACAGUCACUGAUGUGGUCCCCGCGCUCGAGACCAACUACAAUGGGAUCAAAGAGGUUCUGGAGUCGCUGGUGAAGAAUUAUAAGGGGAAAGAGGAGGAUUUUGUAAAGUUUCAGAAUGACUAUGGCAUUCAAAUGCCAGGAGCGAGGUAACGCGAGCAACGACCUCUGAGCUAGAACCAUACUGUAGCAUAUAAUCUCGUGGGUCAUCCACGCACAUGGACACCAGCAAGGCUAUUCGUGGCCGGUCGGACAGACUGCCCAUCUUUAUUUGCGCAAUCACGUCGCAUUUGGUCUUCGUCGCGGGAGAUCGGGAGACUCGAGCUGUCCACGGGAAUAGCAUGACGAGAUUCCUUGGACCUCAUCAACACAUCAUUCUGUCUGACAUUACGGCCCAUAUGCAUCCAUGCACCUUAGCGGGCCUUACACCCGUACGGAUGUGUCCUUGUAAGAAUGCUGCCAGUGUGCCUUGAC
Molecule: messenger RNA, 754 nt
Organism: Kockovaella imperatae
Lineage: Eukaryota; Fungi; Basidiomycota; Tremellomycetes; Tremellales; Cuniculitremaceae
Product: Prefoldin subunit-domain-containing protein
Exons: 3
Coding region: 50-433 (127 amino acids)
Biological process (GO): protein folding
Cellular component (GO): cytoplasm; prefoldin complex
Molecular function (GO): protein folding chaperone
Source: RefSeq, a predicted model, not a curated record